AUAAAUCACCUUUUGGCCGACUUGUUUACAUGCAGCAGCCGCAAUGUGCCAUCCUAAUCCUCGUCGUUAGGGGGCGGCACAGAGACAGAAAAAAACAUGCGGAGUGGUGACAUUUUAGCGCAGAUAUGUAUAGCAUACGGAUGGGCCUUGUCUGCUGACUUAACACAGUGACAGCUGCCACAGUGUUGUAUGUUACGAUGAUCUUCACAACGCGUGUGACUUUUCACUGCUUCUGAUGAAAGCCAAGUCCACAAUAUGUUUGUGGGUCAAACCGCAAUGUACGAACGGAUUUGGCAGUAGCGGUGCGGAGCGCUGUAAACAAUACAUUCAUAUAAUGGCUGAAGCUAUUUUGCAACGAGGCGUAAGGCUACAGCUACAGUAAUGGUGGGCAUGAUGGCGGAGCGGGCUGCUGGUGGCGCAUCGGCCGCCAUCUCACCAUUGCAGCAGAUGCUGGCCUCCGGCACUGGCGCCCUCCUCACGUCUGUGUUUGUCACUCCCCUGGAUGUGGUGAAGAUCAGGCUGCAGGCUCAGCAGAGCCCCCUCCGUCAAGCUCUAACUAGUGAAGCCGCUCCCUGGGCUGCUGCUGUCACUCGCUCCUCCAAGUGGAGGUGUUUCCUGUACUGUAACGGGCUGAUGGAGCACGUCUACGUGUGCCAGAAUGGAAGCAGUUGCAGCAGCUGGUACAAAGCACCCACGCAUUUCAGCGGCACGCUGGAUGCGUUUGUGAAAAUCUCCCGCCAUGAAGGACUGAGGUCGUUGUGGAGUGGACUCCCGCCCACACUCGUCAUGGCCGUGCCCGCCACAGUCAUCUACUUCACCUGCUACGACCAGCUGCGUGACUUCCUGAGAUAUGGCCUGGGUUUCCAUGGCAACCACAUCCCUCUCAUUGCAGGGGGUCUCGCUAGGUUGGGGGCUGUGACGGUCAUCAGCCCCCUGGAGCUGAUCAGGACCAAGAUGCAGUCUCGCCGCCUCACCUACGGUGAGCUGCGGGUGUGCAUACGCAGCGCCGUGGCCCAGGACGGCCUGCUCUCGCUGUGGCGGGGCUGGGGUCCCACCGUGCUCCGAGACGUCCCCUUUUCCGCAAUUUACUGGUUCAACUACGAACUGGUGAAAGCUGCCCUGUGUGAACGAUCCCAAACAUCUCAAGCAAACUUCUCCAUCAGCUUCACUGCUGGAGCCGCAUCCGGAGCCGUCGCCGCCAUCUUGACUCUGCCGUUCGACGUGGUGAAGACUCGCAGGCAGAUCCAGCUUGGAGAGAUGGACGCACUGGGCGUGCCGUUCAAAAAGACCUCAUCCACGUGGACCAUCAUGAAGGAAAUCUGGAGAGAAGUGGGCUACAGGGGUCUCUUUGCAGGUUUCAUGCCCAGGGUGAUCAAAGUGGCGCCCGCCUGUGCCGUCAUGAUCAGCACCUACGAGUUCGGAAAGGCCUUUUUCCAGAAAAUCAACUACGAUCGGGAAUGCGUGGUGUCAUAAAGGAAGGCCGGGAAUCUCUGCUGCAGCAUUUUGUGGAUCGGAAGACGAAACGCUGGACUGAACUGAUCAAACUGAGAACACAGACUUUGUGUUUUUUAGUACAUGCGUCCUGGUCCAGGUUCACAGCGGGGAGGCCUACGGACUGCAUUCCGCUGAUCAGGAUGUCAUUGAUGUACUCUAAAUGUUCAACUCCAGCAUCCGGAAAUUGCUUUCAUUAACGUUCAGUCAGGCUUGGACUGACGCAAUGCCUCAUGGGAAGUCCAUGAUGAAAGCCUGACUGAGCACACAAGCAUGUUUCAUGGUCUGAAGACCAACAUGGCACCACCUGGUUCUUCUUAAGUCUGCUAAAUAUUUUUGGACUUUUGUCUACUGGGUAGAUUAAUGACCUUGUUUGUGUUUUUGUUUUUAUGGAGCAACGUCAGGUGUCUGUGGAAUGUAUGCAUGUUUUCAUGAUGUGUCUGAAACAAAGCCAUAUUCAACCUCUCCUGUGACUGAAACAAAAUGAAUGACAAUAUUAUCAGAGGGCAUUUUUCUAAAACAUCCUCAGAGCUUCAGAAAAAUCAUUUUUCAGUCUGGUAACGGAUGGGAAAUUAGAUAAGAAAUAGUACAUCACUGUCAUGAAAUACUUUUCUUUUUUAUUUCCAAUUAAAUUGUAUUAGUCAACAAAA
Messenger RNA from Doryrhamphus excisus (bluestripe pipefish), 2141 nucleotides. It is a transcript of the gene slc25a39, whose product is annotated as solute carrier family 25 member 39. The record is from RefSeq and is a predicted model, not a curated record. Gene Ontology annotation, biological process: mitochondrial transmembrane transport. Gene Ontology annotation, cellular component: mitochondrion. NCBI's taxonomy places the organism in Eukaryota, Metazoa, Chordata, Actinopteri, Syngnathiformes, Syngnathidae.